Messenger RNA from Cloeon dipterum, 1045 nucleotides. It is a transcript of the gene san, whose product is annotated as Probable N-acetyltransferase san. The record is from RefSeq and is a predicted model, not a curated record. NCBI's taxonomy places the organism in Eukaryota, Metazoa, Arthropoda, Insecta, Ephemeroptera, Baetidae. Gene Ontology annotation, biological process: mitotic sister chromatid cohesion. Gene Ontology annotation, cellular component: NatA complex. Gene Ontology annotation, molecular function: N-acetyltransferase activity. Bases 193 to 729 code for a protein of 178 amino acids. The transcript is spliced from 4 exons.
GCCGCUUUGCAAGGGUGGCAUUGCUAUCGGGCUAGUGAUCGGUGCCGCUUCGCGCAGUGCUUUCUUCGAUUUUCCGCAAAAUUUAUGUUUUCUUAGGCAGUUUUUGAUACCUUUUGCACCCUUUUUCACUCUGCCAGUGGUCAUUGAAAUUUUUCUGAACCAAUCCUUCUCUAUACUCAACUCAUUCUCAAAAUGACCAGGUCCAAAAUUGAGCUGGGAGACGUGACUCAGCACAACAUAAGACAGCUGAAGAAGUUGAAUCAGGUUGUUUUCCCUGUUUCGUACAAUGACAAAUUUUACAAGGAUGUGCUCGAGGCUGGAGAGCUCGCCAAGUUAGCAUAUUACAAUGACAUCGUAGUGGGCGCCGUGUGCUGUCGCAUAGAUCUGUCUGAAAAUUCGAGACGCCUCUACAUCAUGACCCUCGGCUGUCUGAAGCAGUACCGGAGACUUGGCAUUGGCACCAAGAUGGUUGAGCACAUUCUAAAUUAUGUACAAACCGACGGUAGCUUUGACAGCAUUUUCUUGCAUGUGCAGGUAAAUAAUGCCAGCGCUAUUGAAUUCUACAAGAAAUUUGGUUUUGAAAUUGUCGAAACCAAAGAGCACUACUACAAGCGCAUCGAGCCUGCCGACGCUCAUGUACUGCAAAAAACGCUGAGACAAGCCAACGGACUUCCACACGCUGCCAAGUCUGAUUCUGCUUCGGAUGUCAAAAGUGAAACCACUCAAUAGAUGUUUUAUGGACAUAAUAUGAUCAAUCUGGUUGCGACACAAGAAUACUUUUGAGUUGUGAAUACUCGAUCAAUUUUCAAAGCUUUCAAAUUCAUUAAUUGUUUUUGUAAUUAAACCUGAUGCAAGGAGGCAAUUGUGGUCGUUCUGUUUCGGUCAAAAUUAUAAUGUUCUUUUAUUGAGAUGUAAAUGUAUCAACCGCUAUGUUUUGACUUGAAUCCCAAGAGAAUCUUUCAAUUUUGAUUAAUGUAAUUUUUAUUCAUACGACAACUGUGAUAUCAUCUCAUUAAAUAAAACACUUCACCAAUCCUACUAUUAA